This is a messenger RNA of Erinaceus europaeus (western European hedgehog), 5157 nucleotides long. It is a transcript of the gene ZNF541, whose product is annotated as zinc finger protein 541. Gene Ontology annotation, molecular function: transcription corepressor activity. The coding region runs from base 538 to 4617 and encodes 1359 amino acids. Gene Ontology annotation, cellular component: transcription regulator complex; histone deacetylase complex. Gene Ontology annotation, biological process: regulation of transcription by RNA polymerase II; negative regulation of DNA-templated transcription. The transcript is spliced from 16 exons. NCBI's taxonomy places the organism in Eukaryota, Metazoa, Chordata, Mammalia, Eulipotyphla, Erinaceidae. The record is from RefSeq and is a predicted model, not a curated record.
UCCUUUUUUUUUUUUAAUGUCUUUCCACUGAUAGCCCAAUCCUUCCACUUUCCUGGUCAUCUAUUGCUUGGUUUUCCAACCCUAGUCCUCCACCUUCCAACAGAAAUCGGUUUUAUCGCUUGUUCCAUGACAUUAGGCGUCUCCUUUACAAGGGGUAGGAGUGUGGAUAAUAAGCAUAAUUUUUUUUCCCUUUAAAACCAGAUAUUUUCUGUAACUAAAGCCCCUCUACUCCUCCCCCUUCUAAAAAUUGCUCGCCUUCUACAAUUUUUCACCCUUGUCCCUGCUUCUUUGAGGACCCACAUUCUGACCCUCCUUUCGAAUACCUGCUUUUAGGGCAAAAAGAAGUUGGUUGAGUGUCCUGAAUUUUCCAGCCAGCAGUUCCAGGAAGACAUACUCAAUGCUGUGACUGUCACCUGAACCCCCUCCCAGAGGGGCCUAAACCAGGUCCUCCUGUUCCCUGGAGACUCACUUACUCUUCUCCUGGAAGCAGACACCAUCCAGAGCCCUCUCCCGACUCCCUGCCGGGCCUCCUUGGCUAUGGAGCAGUACGGAAUGGGGGAUGAGGGUGCCCUGCCUUCAGAGGUGCACCUGCCUUCAUUUCCUGAGGGCCAGAGUCUCCACUGCGGCGGUGACACUCUGGGCCGGGACCUGGGGCCUGGCACUCGGGAGCUGCUCUACACUGGCCUAGGCAGCUUGGACCUAGACCCCAGCUUGCCGGCACCUGAUGUGCCUGGGGAGGUGCUAGAGGACAAUCUGGACACGCUGUCCCUGUACUCGGGGAAGGACGCCGACUCCGUGAAGCUGCUGGAGGAGUACGGUGACCCUGAGUCUCAGGCCGUCCUGCAAGACCUGGGGCUCAGUGCACUCAAGGUGCCCAAGGAGGCCGAAGAAGGUGGCAGGACCAUGUUGGGGAGUGCCCGGAAGGGCAAGCGGCAGCACAGCUCCCCUCAGAACCCACUGCUGGACUGCAGCCUGUGCGGGAAGGUGUUCAGCAGCGCCAGCUCGCUGAGUAAGCACUACCUGACGCACAGCCAGGAGCGCAAGCACGUCUGCAAGAUCUGCAGCAAGGCCUUCAAACGGCAGGACCACCUGACCGGGCACAUGCUCACCCACCAGAAGACCAAGCCGUUUGUGUGCAUUGAGCAGGGCUGCAGCAAGAGCUACUGCGACUACCGUUCUCUGCGUCGCCACUAUGAGGUCCAGCACGGCCUCUGCAUCCUGAAGGAGGCCCCCCCAGAAGAAGAAGCCCUGGGGGACUCUCCCCACACCCACGAGGCCUCUGGGCAGCCUGUUCCUUCGGGCUUGCGUUCCCUGGGGCCCCCAGAAGCCCGCUCUCCCGGCUCCCUCCUGCCCAACCGAGACCUCCUGCGUUGUAUUGUCAGCAGCAUCGUGCAUCAGAAGAUCCCGGCCCCUGGCCCGGCCUUGGCAGGACCCGCUGACAAUGGUGAAGGGAGGGGUGCGGCCUGCCCCUGCCCGCCCCCCUCGGUGGGCUCCUGUACCCCCAUAAGCACCCCAUCAGUCCCGGGCACCCUAGGCACUGAGGAUGAGCCCCGGCCCCCCAAGAAGGAGCCAGCCUCCGAGGUGUUCUCAACUGGCCACAGCCGGGCAGUGGACAACAGCAGUGAGGCUGAGUCAGAGAGCUCGAUGCUCCAGCUGCCACCCACAGUGGACGGCUGGCCUGAAGGCAGCUCCCUGCCUACCUGCCUGCCCCUGUUCCGGGGCCAGACGCUCCCCACUGGGGCCCCACCGGCUAGUCACAACUUCCAAUGGCUGCGGAAUCUGCCCAGUGGCCCCAAAAGCAAGGGCAACAACGUGUUUGUGGUGCAUAAGCCCCAUUCGGCUGCCAUCGUGCAGUCCCGGGAGAGCUCCCAGGCUGGCCCUGGGCUCAGCAGUGCCAUCCCAGAUGGGGAGCCCCCGGCCAGCCCGGGCCCUGCACCGGAGGAUGCACUGCCCUUCCCUGCCACGCUCCUGAAGGCAUCAUGUGAAGGCUCCGGGGACCCCCGGUUUGCUGGCAGUGGUGGGGAGGAUGACUCCUGGGCUUCCAAGAAGAGCAGGUUUGACAGCGACACCUUCCAGUGGUCAAACCCCACUGAGCCGGACCCCCAGGACACCUCGAAGCCCACGGAGGCCACCCCACUCUUCCGCCAGCUGUUCCUCAAGUCGCAGGAAUCGCUGGUGAGCCACGAGCAGAUGCAGGUAUUCCAGAUGAUCACCAAGUCCCAGCGCCUCUUCUCCCACGCGCAGGUGGCCGCCGCUACCACCACCUCCUCCCAGCUCCCCACGGCUGAUGGCAAGCAGGCCAAGUCGAUCCAGGGGCCCUGGCCACCAGCCCCUGCCACUGACUCCCUCCAUGCCGGUGCCAGCAACCCCGAGCCUGAGGGCUCCCCGGCCCGAAGGAGGAGGUCCACGCCCUCCUUCCCCCGAGAGGCUUCCCCCAGUAGCGGAGGUGGCAGACGGGACACCAAGGGGGGACCCAAAGUGGCCACGGCCCCACCGUCCUUGGCCGCCGCGCCCAUGGACUCAGCUGGGAACUCAGACCUCCACUCUCUGGCCAAGCAGCUGCGAUCUUCCAAAGCCUCCUGGGAGCUGGGGGACAUCUAUCCCUCUGGGGGCCACCGCCAGACCCAGUUAGGUGGAGAUGAGCCGCCUAUAGCCCCACACCCUGGGAAGCAGGCCCAGCUAGAGAAUGGCCCAGCCGCCCCCAAGGGGGAGAAGGGCCCAACUUGCUCGCGGGGUGGUAGCUACCGCCUCUUCCCUGGCAACACCCGGGCGCAGCGUUUCUCCGGCUUCCGAAAAGAGAAAGUGAAGACGGAUCUGUGCUGCGCAGCGUCCCCCAGCCAGGUGGCUAUGGCCUCCUUCUCUGCUGGGCCGCCUGCAGAGGCCCCCCGGGACCCCAAGUCCAAGCUGACCAUAUUCAACAGAAUCCAGGGAGGAAAUAUCUACAGACUCCCCCAUUCAAUAAAGGAGGACAAUGUGCCAGGUGGAUGUAGCCAGCCCAAUGGGGGCGCUCCCGACUGGGCAGAGCCGAGGAGCACCUACGUCUGCAAGAACUGCAGCCAGAUGUUUUACACGGAGAAGGGGCUGAGCAGCCACAUGUGUUUUCACAACGACCAGUGGCCAUCCCCCCGGGGGAAGCAGGAGCAGCAGGCUUUCGGGUCGGAGUUUUGUAAGCCGCCGAGACAGGCGCCAAGGCCAGAGGGGAGCCGGCAGAGCCCCCCGGGAGCCAGGAAGGCCUCAGACAGCACAGCCACCGCCUCCCACAUGAUCCCCAUGUCGGUACCUGUGACCCCGGCUCACCGGCCCCUGGGGAGCACGGCCAAGGGACAGGAGAAGGACAGGGAGGAGAGAGACAACAAGGAGAGCCAGCACAGAAAGCGGAAGAAACGUCCCCCGACCAGGUCCAUGCUCAUCCCCCCGCCACCAUCCACCACGUUCCAGGAGCCAGGUCCUGGGGGCCACCAGAGCUGCCUAAGGUCCCCUGUGUUCCUAGUGGACUGCCUCCUCCAGGGCUUGUUCCAGUGCUCUCCUUACACGCCGCCUCCCAUGCUCAGCCCCAUCCGAGAAGGCUCGGGGCUCUAUUUCAACACUCUCUGCUCCACAUCCAUGCAGGCUGGGCCUGACAAGCUGCUCAGCGCUGUGCUGGACCAAGUGGAAGGCUCCUUUGGCAUCUGCAUGGUGAAGGAUGACACCAAGAUCAGCAUUGAGCCACAUAUCAAUAUUGGGAGUCGGUUCCAGGCGGAGAUCCCCGAGCUGCAGGAGCGCGGGCUGGCGGGCUGCGAGCCGCACGUGGCCUCACUGGUCUGGAAGCCGUGGGGGGACAUGAUGACCAACCCAGAGACACAGGACCGAGUGACCGAGCUCUGCAAUGUGGCAUGUUCCAGCGUCAUGCCAGGAGGUGGCACCAAUCUGGAGCUUGCCCUGCACUGCCUGCACGAGGCCCAGGGUAGUGUUCAGGUUGCCCUGGAGACCCUCUUACUCCAAGGACCCCAGAAGCCUCGGACUCACCCCCUCGCUGAUUAUCGGUAUACAGGUUCGGACAUCUGGACUCCCCUGGAGAAGCGGCUGUUUAAGAAGGCAUUCUGUGCCCACAAGAAGGACUUUUACUUGAUCCAGAAAACGAUCCAGACAAAGACUGUGGCCCAGUGUGUUGAGUAUUAUUACAUCUGGAAAAAAAUGAUCAAGUUUGACUGUGGCAGAGCCCCUGGGCUAGAGAAGAAGGUCAGAAGAGAGUCAGAUGAGGCAGACAGAACAGAAGCAAAGGUCACUUGUAGCCCUCGGGAGAGACCCAGCCACCGCCCAACCCCUCCUGAGUUAAAGAUCAAGACCAAGAGUUACAGGAGGGAGUCCAUCCUUAACUCCAGCCCCACCUCUGGCCCCAAGCGGACCCCUGAGCCACAGGGGAGCAUGGAGGGCCAGGGUGUCUUCCCCUGCAGGGAAUGUGAGAGGGUGUUCGACAAGAUCAAGAGCCGGAACGCUCACAUGAAGCGGCACCGGCUCCAAGACCACGUGGAGCCCAUCGUUAGGGUCAAGUGGCCCGUGAAGCCCUUCCAGCUGAAGGAGGAUGAAGAGGAGGAGGAUGAGGAGAUUGGAGUGGACAUCGGCCCCCUUCAGUGGUGAUGGGAGAAGGGGAGCAGCAGGAGGCAGGCAACCCACAGGGAUGGAGACCUCCAGUUCUGUCCUGGCCCUCUCCCAGCCCUCCCAAGGCUUGGGGGCCCCCUCCUCUGUUUUCCACUCACUGUCCCCCAUGGGAUGGCCCCAUUUGCAAGCACAGCAGCCUCUGGUCAUAUCAGCAGGAGGUGCACAAGUCCCUGGACCACUGUGAAUGCUAGAGGCCCCAUCCUCUUAGGUUAACAGUUUCUUUCCCCUUCCAGUGCCACCCUCCUGGAGCAGGUGGGCCAGGGACGGGACAAGUCUUAUCUGGAUAGCUCUUAGCCACAAGUUUGGGGUUCAGUUCCAUUUGUUAGAGAAGGCAGGAUGUUGAGAAUCAGUGGCAAAAGACCUUCAGACCUCUAUCUGGGGGCUCCCCUCACUCACUGGGGGGCCUCUCUUCAUUCCAGAUUCAGUCCCUAGUCUUGCAAAUGACUUGUACAUUGUUAGGUUAUUUUUGUAUGUGUCUACUUAUAAAUCUUAUUAAAUUCAGUUCUUGGAGCAGCUGUC